AUGAGAUACGACUUCUUCCGUGUUGUUAUUAUCUUGCUGCUGACCAAUCGCCUGCAGAAAGCCUCGUCACCAGAGAGUGACCUCCUCCGGCGCAAGAGGACUCAAGCUCUGUACAGAGCCUUAGACUAUGGGAAAAGUACAAGUGUGGUCUGCGUCGUUAACACAGAGCUGGUGGUGAACCUGAACAGGAGCGCUCCUCCUACAACUAAAUAUUUCUCUGUGAAAUGCACCCACAAUGUUCAGUACCUCAUCAGUCCUCGGCCUGAGGAGACCUCCCACCUGAGUCCUGUGCCUCUCACAGACAACUCUGUCCUGCUCAUCUCUAUGAAAGAAGCGAGUGACCAUGAAAAUGACAACAAGCUUUCAGUCCGGUAUUAUGACACUGACAAGAAUGUCUUGGACAAAGCAGUUCUGCACUUCACCGCAGUCGAAAUCUGCCUGGAUGUGGAUGCGGACAGAGAUGGUGUAGUGGAGAAGAACAACCCUGAUAAGGAUUCUUGGAAAUGGGGUCCACGUGGUCAUGGAGCAAUCCUACUGGUCAACUGUGACUCAGAGUCUGUGAAUAGGAAGAGACCGGACAGCGAAAGAGACCACGUUAUUCUGUCUUCGGAUGUUAAGGACAUGUCUCCAAUGAUGCUGAGAACUAAAGGCCCUGCCAAGCUUCCAGACCUAUCAACACAAAAAUACACUCCAAACCAUCCCACACCCAUACCUCAUAACUUACCACUUUAUCUUCAACCAUCCUUCCUUCCUAUCUCAACCCCUUUCCCAAACCCCUACAUACUUCCCUUUACCUUAAAACCACACCUCCUACCCCACCUCCAUCUCCCCAUUCCAAAAACCACUAACACUUUAUCUCCCCUACCCCACCACCCCAAAACACAACUCCAAACCCCACCCCUUUAA
Knipowitschia caucasica is the source of this 906-nucleotide messenger RNA. The record is from the annotation of a GenBank genome assembly. NCBI's taxonomy places the organism in Eukaryota, Metazoa, Chordata, Actinopteri, Gobiiformes, Gobiidae.